Orbilia oligospora ATCC 24927 is the source of this 1311-nucleotide messenger RNA. RefSeq lists its product as uncharacterized. Lineage: Eukaryota; Fungi; Ascomycota; Orbiliomycetes; Orbiliales; Orbiliaceae. The record is from RefSeq and is a predicted model, not a curated record. The coding region runs from base 1 to 1311 and encodes 436 amino acids. The transcript has a single exon.
AUGUCCGGUCGUCAGCUAUCAGACUUAUCGCUGCAACUUUCCAACCUAAAUCUGCGAAGUAGAAGAUCUACCCAACAUGGCUCACGCUGUGAUCGCUACGUCCUCUUCCUCGGCCCAGACCGUACCAAAUUCACAAUACGUGCUCAAAACUUCAAUCUUUACGCCCCAGAUUUUAACGAAGAGAUUUCCUCGUGGCCACAACUUUCAGCUCAUGCCGCAAAAAUCACAUUCGAUUUCUGCGCAGCUAGAUAUCUCGGGUAUAGAGGCGCAGAUGAUAUCGAAACACUAAGAGCCUGUUCUGACGUCUAUUCCUGCGCUGAUGAAUGGGGUAUUCAAAGUCUGAAAACUCAUAUUUGUCAGAUUCUCUCUACGGCGAAUGUCUUGAAGUGUAUUGAUGACUAUGCUACAUUUUUGGGACAGGUGUACCGGCUAUACAUCCAUUUUGCGGAUGAGGACAAAACCUUGGAUGAUGCGGUUACUAAAUGUUUGAGAACAAUUGCGAAGGAGCAUAGUCAAUACGCCGGGACGAAGAGAAGAACAAUGAGGAAUCCAAUACAGCAUCCAAUGACUAGAGAACAGGAAAUGCACGAUAUUCUAUCAACAGAAUUCACAUGGUUGGAAAGAGAUUGCUUCUGCAAGUUCUGCAAGUAUCAAAGACGUAGUUACGGAAGAGGGAAACCAGGUCCCUUUUGGAACUUCAAGGCUGCUCAAGCGGAUCUCGAACACGACUCUAAAGCCGUUUGGGCAUCCGGAUUGGCCCCAAUUAAGUUCAUUUUCAAGUACAUGUUCAGCACCUGGGCUUUUACACUACUUGGCUGCUUGUUCUUGACCAUGGGACCUAAAAUACUAGUAAGGGAGUCAAUUAAGGUACUGAUAAUGGUCUUAGGGUACCUAUCCCUCUUGGUUAUCCUUCAAUGCGCGAUAGUGAUCGUCAUCUCAUUGCGGUUGGUCUUCUGUCAUGCCGAACCGCUCUUCACGAGAGCAUCAAGGGUAACACGAUGGUUGGCCUGGAAAAUUGCGUUCCCACCUGUACCAAAGACAGAGCUACAACUUGCACGAUUCGCACGGAGGGGAUCUUAUUUUCUGAUCUUCUUAUUUUUAUGGGUGAUAGCUAAGGCGGGCAGUGAUUAUAUCGAUGGAACCGGGCCAUUUGAUGAACUUACUCAGAUUGUGAUGAAGGAUAACCCUUGGUUGGCGUGGGAGAGGAUUUACCAGUACUAUCGUGGGCUAACGGAUCCUAGCUUUACGAGCUCGUGGGUUCCUCAGUUCGAGAAAUAUCUUGAAAAGCUUGAGAAAGGGAAGUCGGUGUGA